CCCUCCCCUUUAAGGGCGGCGUCGCCCGGAAGUGCGGCCGCUGCGGGUGUCGGGGACGCGCGGGGGCAACAUGUCGCUCGAGUCCGGGGUCACAGCAUCGAAAGAGCUGCUGGAGCUGUUCUCCAAGUCGAAGGAUGGCUCCAUUCGGAUGAUCCAAGUCCUCGUACAGGAAGGGUACCUGGUCCCCCACUCCUCUCACCCCCCGCGGGGCUCCUGGGAGGAGGACUACGAGGGGCUGCUGCUCCCCGCCCUGCGACACGGCCCCUGUUACAUCCUCUACCGGCUGGACAGCAGGAACGCCCAGGGGCCGGAGUGGGUGCUCAUCGCCUGGACCCCCGAGAGCUCAACGCUCCGACACAAGAUGCUGUACGCCUCCAGCCGGGCGGCCGUGAAGAAGGAGUUCGGUGGGGGCCACAUCAAGGAGGAGAUCCACGCCACCAUGCCGGACGAGGUGUCCCUCGAGGGUUACCGGAGGCACCUGGCUUCGAAAGCAGCGCCAGCACCACUCACGGUGGCUGAGCAGGAGCUGCAGCAGAUGAAGAUCAGUGAGAUAAACACGGACAUUAACGUUGACUCCAAGCGCCCCACCCUGCAGGGGGUGGCCUUCCCCAUCGAGGACGAUGCCCUCGCAGCCCUGCAGCGCCUGAAGGAGAAGAGGUUCCCCUAUGUUCAGCUGAGGCUGGACACGGAACGGGAGGUGAUCACCCUGGUCGAUGAGCGGCCGAUCGAGGUGGCGGAUCUGCCCGCGCAGGUGCCCGCUGAUUCUCCCCGCUGGCAUUUCUUCCUCUACAAGCACUCCCACGAGGGCGAGACUCUGGAGUCACUGAUCUUCAUUUACUCGAUGCCUGGCAGUAACUGUACCAUCAAGGAGAGGAUGCUGUAUUCCAGUUGCAAGGGCCCAUUUAUCACAAGUGUCGAACAACAGCUGGGUCUGGACAUUGCAAAGAAGGUGGAGAUCGACCAGGGCUCGGAGCUGACCCCCGACUUCCUCUACGGCGAGCUGCACCCCCCUCAGCACGCCCCGCGGCCCACCUUCGACAAGCCCCCGGGCCCCGCCCGGUCCCGGGGAGGACCCCGACGCAUCGUCCGGCCCACCACCGACUGAGACCCGCCGGGCAGCUGGGGGCAGGGUGGGGGGCAGCCU
Pristis pectinata (smalltooth sawfish) is the source of this 1144-nucleotide messenger RNA. Its product is annotated as twinfilin-1-like. Gene Ontology annotation, cellular component: actin filament; myofibril; cytoplasm. Lineage: Eukaryota; Metazoa; Chordata; Chondrichthyes; Rhinopristiformes; Pristidae. The coding region runs from base 71 to 1105 and encodes 344 amino acids. The record is from RefSeq and is a predicted model, not a curated record. Gene Ontology annotation, molecular function: actin filament binding; actin monomer binding. Gene Ontology annotation, biological process: positive regulation of neuron projection development; actin filament depolymerization; regulation of lamellipodium assembly. The transcript is spliced from 9 exons.